Molecule: messenger RNA, 2214 nt
Organism: Indicator indicator
Lineage: Eukaryota; Metazoa; Chordata; Aves; Piciformes; Indicatoridae
Gene: MTMR12
Product: myotubularin related protein 12
Exons: 16
Coding region: 1-2214 (737 amino acids)
Source: RefSeq, a predicted model, not a curated record
AUGCUGGGCAGCGGGGCCAAGGCGACCAAGCCUUCCUUCGUGUCCUACAUCAGCCCAGAGGAAAUACAUAUAAAGAAGCCCACAGAAAAGGAAGUAAAUCCUCACUUACUGCCAGGUGAACUGCUGCUUUGUGAGGCAAACACAGUAUACAAAUACAUACAAGAAGAUGGGUCAGUUCGUGGUACCUAUGGGAAACUUGUAUGUACAAACUUCAAGAUUGCUUUCCUUGAUGAUGAUUCUGCUCCAGAUGAAAAUGAGCCACAAUUUAAGAAUAAGAUUGUAGGAGAAAAUGACAUAACUCUGCAAUGUGUAGAUCAAAUCUAUGGUGUUUAUGAUGAGAAGAAGAAGCUUCUAACUGGACAACUGAGAAAAUACCCAGAAAAGCUAAUUAUCUACUGUAAAGACCUUAGAGUAUUUCAUUUCUGCCUGAGAUACACAAAAGAAGAGGAAGUGAAAAGAAUCGUCAGUGGUAUAGUUCAUCAUAGCCAGACUCCUAAGCUGCUUAAACGCUUGUUUCUGUUCUCUUAUGCAUCAGCUGCCCCAAACAACACAGAUGGAAGAAACCAAACUGUGAUGUUUGAUACUCUUGAAGACUGGCGUUAUGAGUUGGAGCGGACCAAAGGGAAUGUGAAAUACAAAGCAGUGACUACCAAUGAAGGCUACGGAGUGUCUGAAAAGCUGCCUUUAUAUUUCGUUGUUCCCAUGUGCAUUUCUGAAGAGAGCAUCUUCAAGUAUGAAGGUAGAGGCAUUCCUAUCUGGUGUUGGUCUUGCCAUAAUGGUGCUGCUCUUCUCAAAAUGUCUGCAUUUCCCAAAGAACAGGAUGACAGCACUUCACAAAUGCAAAAAGCCUUCUUGGAUGGAAUCUAUAAGACAAUUAGCAAACCUCCCUAUGAACUCCUGAAGACAGAAGACUUGUCAAGCAGCCUUCCAUCUUUGCAAGAUAUCCAGACUGCGUAUACAAGAUUUAAACAGCUGUUUUUGAUAGAUAACAGUACAGACUUCUGGGCAACAGAUGUGAAAUGGUUUUCAUUACUGGAGAGCACAAACUGGCUAGAGAUAAUCAGGCGAGUUUUGAAGAAAGCAGUAGAAGUUACUGAGUGUCUGGAAAGACAGCAUACAAACGUUCUCCUUAUAGAAGAGAGUGCUACUGAUCUGUGCUGUGUAAUCUCUAGCCUGGUUCAAGUGAUGAUGGAUUCAUACAGCAGAACAAAGUCUGGGUUUCAGAGCCUUAUUCAGAAGGAGUGGGUAAUUGGAGGACAUGGGUUUUUGGACCGUUGUAACCACUUACAUAAAAGUGACAAAGAAGAGGCUCCUGUUUUUCUCCUCCUGCUAAAUUGUGUUUGGCAGUUGGUACAACAGUAUCCUCCAGCAUUUGAAUUCACAGAAACUUACUUAACUGUCUUGUCAGACAGCCUCUAUGUGCCUAUUUUUAGCACUUUCUUCUUCAAUUCACAACAUCAAAAAGACAUUAAUACGAGUGGUGAAAGCCUCAAGAUACAAAGCGGUCCUUUCAGAUUUCUUACUGUGUGGGACUGGUCUGUGCAGUUUGACCCCAAGGCCCAGGCUUUUCUGAACAACCCUCUUUAUGCAGAAAAGCCAAAACCAGAUAAAAGUCAGCGGAAAACUGCACGAUUCAAACAUCAGCGGCAACUUUCUUUGCCAUUGACACAAACCAAGUCUUCCACAAAGAGAGGAUUUUUCAGGGAGGAAACAGAUUAUUUAAUCAAAAACAUUCUUGGCAAAAGAAUUGGCAAGUUCAUAAAUUCUCCUGAUGAACCCCCUAAUAGCUUCAGGGAAUUUUAUGAUAGCUGGCAUAGCAAACCUGUUGACUAUCAUGGCCUUCUGUUACCUCGCAUUGAUGGCCCUGAAAUCAAAGUCUGGGCACAACGGUAUUUACGAUGGAUUCCUGAAGCCCAGCUUCCUGGUGGUGGUACAAUAGCUACAACUGCCAAGAUUUUGGAGUUGAUGGAGGAAGUGCAAAGCCUGCAGGUAAAAAUGGAUGAAGAACAUAGUCAAGGUACUUUUGGAGACAUACAUUCCAUUCCUAUGCUGAGAAAUUCUGCCCGUUUGUCAUCCUUGUUUCCAUUUGCUUUACUACAGAGACAGUCUGUCAAACCAGCUUUACCAACUAGUACCUGGAAAGACUUGGAAGAAGAAGAUGACUUGGUCAAGAGGGAUGAUGAAUUUGUUGAUCUAGGUGGUGAAAUGUUAUAA